This is a messenger RNA of Corylus avellana, 1755 nucleotides long. Its product is annotated as UDP-galactose/UDP-glucose transporter 5B. The record is from RefSeq and is a predicted model, not a curated record. Gene Ontology annotation, biological process: 3'-phosphoadenosine 5'-phosphosulfate transport; transmembrane transport. Gene Ontology annotation, molecular function: 3'-phosphoadenosine 5'-phosphosulfate transmembrane transporter activity. NCBI's taxonomy places the organism in Eukaryota, Viridiplantae, Streptophyta, Magnoliopsida, Fagales, Betulaceae. Gene Ontology annotation, cellular component: Golgi membrane; endoplasmic reticulum membrane.
AGUCUCCAGAAAAGAGAGAAAAACUCGCCGGAGUGAACGACACGCUGGUGAUCUCAACCACCACUACCACUUUUGAUUUCUGUUAACGAAAACCGAAAACUUCAACACUUCUCUCUCUCUCUCUCUCUGUCUCUAUUUGAUCCCUAAUCCUCGGGGUCGUUGUCUACUGCGACUCCUCUAGACGCCGUCGUAUUGAUAUAGGUUUUGGAGAGAUUAUAGCCUAAUCAUCUCUCUGAUUUGUUAAUAAUCAUACUCUGCGGUGGAGGGUGUGUGGAUGGGAUAUGGCGGAACCAACGUCUGGUGCAGGCGGUACUUGGAAAGAGAGCAAGUUAUGGAAAAUGGUUUUCGCUGUGGCCGGAAUCAUGACCACCCUCGUCACCUACGGUGUCUUACAGGAAAAGAUCAUGAGAAUACCAUAUGGGGUGAACAAAGAAUUUUUUAGAUUCUCGCUAUUUCUCGUUUUCUGCAAUCGGAUUACAACAUCUGCCGUCUCUGCAGGUGCUUUACUGGCAAGUAAAAAAGCCUUGGACCCAGUAGCUCCCCUUUACAAGUACUGCCUUGUGUCAGUAUCAAACAUACUAACCACGACAUGUCAGUAUGAGGCCCUUAAAUAUGUCAGCUUUCCCGUUCAGACACUUGCUAAGUGUGCUAAAAUGAUACCUGUGAUGGUUUGGGGGACUCUUAUUAUGCAGAAGACAUAUAGAGGACAUGACUAUUUGUUGGCUUUUCUUGUGACCCUGGGCUGUUCAAUAUUUAUUCUAUAUCCGGCAGCAUCUGACAUUAGCCCAUACAGUAGAGGAAGGGAAAACACUGUUUGGGGCGUCUCCCUGAUGACUGGUUAUCUUGGGUUUGAUGGGUUUACUAGCACAUUCCAAGAUAAACUUUUUAAAGGCUAUGAUAUGGAAAUACACAACCAAAUAUUCUACACAACAUCGUGUUCUUGUAUUCUUAGCUUGAUAGGUCUUAUAUUACAAGGACAUCUACUUCCAGCAAUAGAUUUUGUUUAUCGCCAUAAUGAUUGCUUCUUUGAUGUCGCAUUGCUUUCCACUGUUGCAACAGCAAGUCAAUUUUUCAUUUCUUACACAAUUCGCAAUUUUGGUGCCCUUACUUUUGCCACCAUAAUGACCACAAGACAGUUGGUGAGCAUCAUGCUGUCGUGUGUGUGGUUUUCCCAUCCCCUUAGCUGGGUACAGUGGAUUGGAGCGGUUAUUGUCUUUGCUGCCCUUUAUGCAAAAAGCUUUUUGAGAAAUCCACCUCAAAAAUCUUUACCUUUAGAAGCUAUGGAAAAUGGAGGUUCUAGUCCUGUGAAGGAGAAUCCGCGAUGAUAUCUGGUACUUGUUAGUCUCUAACAUUGGCACUAGGCAGCUUUAGUUUUUAAGUGCAAAGCUGCAUAAUGAACUGAGAAGGCUCAUGCAGAAGUGGUUUAAGGUAGCAUCGCAUGCACAUGAACUCUGAUUGAGCAGCAAUCAUUUAUGAUAUACAGAACUCAAAAGAUCUUAUGAUCCCCGAUUUUUCGGUAGUUAAGAUAAAUCAUAGAUUAACUGAAGGUUUAAGCCAAAGGAAUGUUUUUUUUGUUUUUUUUUUUUUUGUUUUUUUGGGUCUUGAAUUCAAAUGACUAAAAAGACUUUCCCAUGCAGUUGCUUUCACGGAUUUUGGUUGUUUGGCUGAGCAAUGUAAUUUGAGGGGAAAAAACAGAUGGUGUAGAACAGUAGAAAGAAAGAAAAAUAGUUUUGAGGCUAAUUGUUGAGCUUUUUA